Molecule: messenger RNA, 1797 nt
Organism: Pyricularia grisea
Lineage: Eukaryota; Fungi; Ascomycota; Sordariomycetes; Magnaporthales; Pyriculariaceae
Exons: 2
Coding region: 1-1797 (598 amino acids)
Biological process (GO): intracellular calcium ion homeostasis
Cellular component (GO): perinuclear region of cytoplasm
Source: RefSeq, a predicted model, not a curated record
AUGGCGUCGCCGCAGCUCGUCAUAGCGAAGGCGUCCUUCUCGGCCGUUCUCCUGCGGCCGGACCCUACAAGUUGCACGCGAGACGAAAUCGAGCACUUUCACACGCUUCUCAAUACGGCCAUCACGAGGUGUUCGCCAGCCAAUGUUCAGAAAUGCAAGCAAUGGAUUCUAAGCAACCUAGCAACUUCGCCAAGCCGCACGGCUGCCCUGGGAAAAUACCUCGUCGCCUUGGUCGACUCGCUCAGCACGUCAACGUCAACAUCAUCCGAUUCCAGUACGGCGGCCAAGAAGCCGUCCAUCAGGCGGCGGCGGUUACACGUCCUUUAUAUCAUCAACGACGUGCUACACCAUACACGCAAACGACAGGAUGACGAUACUUUCGUCUGUGGCAUCGAGCCCAGCCUGCCUGCCCUUUUGAAAACCGCAGCUUCUUUUCCCAACGCGCCGAAGCAUAUCAAGAAGCUAAACGAGCUCGUCAGUCUUUGGAACACUCAGAACUACCUUCGGGAUCCUGAGCUCUCCAAUCAGUUGCGCGAUGCAAUCGCACGUGGACAGCAGGCGGCCCUGGAAACAUCUCGCGAUGCGCCAGGCACCGAGACUGGUCGCGAUUCGCCCAAGAAGAUAUCUAAGGAGGUGCCCUUCGUCAUGCCGGCAACCCACGGCGACCCAUCCACGGCCUGGUACGAUCUCCCUGCUGGCAACUGGCUCCCGGUGCUUGAGCCCAAUUCGACCCGGCCGAUGAACCCCGCCUUGAUCAAGCCUUUACAGUUGGCUUCCGGACCUGCCGACAAAGGAUUGGUUGACGCCGUUAGUCGUCUGCUCGCUCGCGUGGACCGCAUCUAUGGAAAGGACGUGCGCCUCGCAGAUGACGCCACCCCGGGAGAGUACCCGGCCGUGGACAUUGACCAGAUGGGCGAGCGCGUGGAGCUGGAUGAGAUCACGGGCGAAGUGCUCGAUGGCGAAACCUAUUAUGGCUGGUCACGUGCUUUUUGCAAGAAGAUGAAGGCUCGAAGGCAAGGUCGGAAAUCACACAAUCCCAGCUCAAGAAGCAGGUCACAGUCUUCUCGGGAUUCCAGAAGUCUGAGUCGUGGUAGAGACCAGAGCAGGAGCCGAAGCAGUCGUUCAAGGAGCACUUCACCACAUAAUUUUAAGCGCCGCCGCGUCAGUCGGUCUCGUAGCCGCAGCCGAAGUCCCUCCAAGGGCGGGCGCAACAACCGCAACCGCGAUUACUCCUCAGAGAGGUCCCGCCGCCGAUCUCGUAGCUAUUCGUCAUCACGAUCAAGGAGCAGAGAUCCUCGCCAGAGGUCUCACGACGGCCCGCGUAGAUCGCCUUCACCAGGAUACUCUCCACCCCCCGCAAACGCCCCUGCAAUUCCGCCUCCGCUGCCGCCUCCUAUAGGGACUUCAGGUAACUAUAACAACAUGGCAGUUCCUCCGUUCCCACAUCCGCUGCUACCAAUGCAAUUUCCUCCGAUGCCCGGUAUGCCAAUACCUAUGCCCCAGCUGCAUCAAGGCUACGGAGGCAUGCAGGCGCAGGGCUCUGGACCCCUUCAUAUGCCCGGUUUCCCUGGUUCAUGGCCGCCGCCGCCACCGCAACCCCAAUUCCCUAUGCAUAAUCAGCAACAGGCCUGGGCUUGGGGUGGGGCAUCUAUGCCACCUCAUAAUCAACAACAGCAAUAUCCCAACCAACAGCCGGGCAUUGGAUACCAGAAUCACGGUCGCGGCGGGGCAAAUAACAACGGAGGCUUCAGGGGCAGGGGUGGUUACAAUCAGAACAGAGGCGGUCGUGGUUGGUAG